Molecule: messenger RNA, 978 nt
Organism: Trichobilharzia szidati
Lineage: Eukaryota; Metazoa; Platyhelminthes; Trematoda; Strigeidida; Schistosomatidae
Source: the annotation of a GenBank genome assembly
AUGCUUAACAAUGGUGUUCCUGAAGUCGCACUAAAAAACAGUGUGUUUGUUUCAAACCCAUUGGCUCGUCAUGCAAUCGCUUUUUUUGCAACUACGGAAUGGAUUUAUGUCCAGCAAGUUUCUUCUGCUUAUCGUGGGAGUUUUCAUAUGCUUCCGUUUCUGAGUGAUAUCAAUGAGUUAGGUGGAACUUUGUCUCAAUACUGGUUUUCAAUUGAUCAGUCAAUUGCUGCCAAUAAAGAUAGUCCUAAUCAUAUCGCAGACUCUGUUCAUUUGCCAAAUUCAGCUGGAUCAAAAUCACGAGCAUCUAAGGAAUUACAAGUCCGUAGUCGCCGGUCAACUACUACAGGUGGUGGUUUUGUAAAAAGUAAUCAAACCAUUGGUGAAGCUUCCGCCACUGGACUAAUGAACCGAUUUACAGGCAGUUAUCAAUCUAAAGAUCAAGUGAAAUAUGAAAAAGUCAGCUGUGAUAGUGUAUUAUCCAGACGAGGCAGCAAAACAAAGGAUCAAACACAGUCUGAUGACGAAGCACUUGUGGAUAACAACAAUCGUAACAGUGAAAACAUAUCAAGUAUGAGUUGUGAUGGCCGACUGUCUGAAAGUGGAAAAUCAUCAGUCGCAUAUAAUGCAGAUAUUGAUUCAUCAUAUAACACAACUGCUGCAUUGAAUCCACCUAUCUGUCAACAGCGUACAGACGGUCACUCUUCCACUUCCACUACUUGUAUGAAUCCAGUGAUGAUUAAUAAUAUUUCAACUGCUGCUGUUCCACUACUUCAAGAAGCUAACGGUAAUCAUCUUCCAUUUCCUGGCUCUACUGGUACUUGUGCUUGCGCUUGCGCUUCUUCGUCGUCAGCGUCGAUUGAUGCAACAGCAGCAGCAGCAGCGCCAAUCAUCAAUUUAGAUCAAAGUGAUACUACUGAGAAUGAUAAUCAUCCUGGAAGCAGUGAAUUUGAUAUGGUAUUGAUAUUUUUUUUUAAAUAA